This is a messenger RNA of Nomia melanderi (Alkali bee), 3967 nucleotides long. RefSeq names its product importin-4. Gene Ontology annotation, biological process: protein import into nucleus. The record is from RefSeq and is a predicted model, not a curated record. Gene Ontology annotation, molecular function: small GTPase binding. Lineage: Eukaryota; Metazoa; Arthropoda; Insecta; Hymenoptera; Halictidae.
AACUUAAGCUUGUACAGCCAGUUAAAGAAGUGUUCUAGCCUGAAAUCGUGAAUGUAUUCUUUUAGAAAAAAAAUUCAAGAGUAUUAUGAAAAUACAUUUGCAUCUUGAACUGAUAAACAGCAUUUUUUAACCCUUACCAUUGUUUUUUAACAUUUUGAAUAAGUUGCAGAAGAAUUAAUUUGUUCUAUGAAAAUUUGUUCCCCCUUUAUACAAGGUUAGUUGCGCACGCACAUCUGCACAUCAUAUGCACACCAACAGGUCUGAUCAGCGGCAGUAGGCAACCGGCUACUUUGUGCAGAAGUUCUUAAGAAAUACGUAUUUUAUUACUUAUAUUAAACCAAUAAUGGAGGAAAUACUAUCGAAGUUACUUGUAGCCGAUAAUGUAACGAUACAACAGGGAACUGCAGAACUCAGAGAAGCUUUUAAAAAACCAGAGAGUACACCAGCAUUGUGUCAGUUGAUUGCAUCUUCACCAAAUUCUCAGAUACGACAAUGUGCAGCUGUGUUACUUAGGAAGCGUUAUGGCAAAGGGAACCAUUGGCUUAAAUUGCCUCAACAUGUGCGCACGGAAUUUAAAUCAAUAAUUUUACAGGCACUAGUUAAUGAACCAGAGAAAUUUGUGAAAAAUGCAAUUGCCCAGUUAGUAGGAAUAAUUGUAAAACAUGAAUUACCUAAUAAUGGGUGGCCAGAGCUUUUACAGUUCGUUCAACAGUUAAUUUCUAGUGAAAAUUUAUCUGACAAAGAGUUGGGAACCUACACAUUGUCAAUUAUGACAGAAGUUGCACCUGAUGCGUAUCAAAGACAUGCAGCAUCAAUUGCAGCUCUUUUGGGUCAAACAUUGAACAGUUUACAAGAUUUAGGAAAUCCUGUUGCAUAUUACGUCCUGAAAAUAAUGCAAAGCCUUGUUCCCUUAGUUCAAGAUAAUCAGAUGAUGGUAAAUGCUUAUAAUCAAAUGAUGCCUCAAGUAAUGACCACAAUACAGUCCCUCAGUGUUUCUAAUGAGGACAAAGCUAUGGAAUGUUUUGAACUAAUAGAUGAAUUAUGCGAAAACGCAAUUGAUGUGAUAACGCCUCAUGUGAAACUUCUUGUUAGUAUGUGCCUUGCAAUUGCUGGUAACAAAUCAUUAGAUAAUGCUCUUAGAGUUAAAGCAGUAAUUUCUAUUGGUUGGUUAGCAAGGACAAAGAAAAAAGCCAUGUUAAAACAUAAUCUUGUAGAACCUAUUAUAGAUACGUUAUUCAGUCUUAUGUCCACACGACCCGAGGACAAUGAGGAUGAAAUUUAUUUUACUGAAAACGAGGACAAUACACCUGUAACUUGUGCUACUCAAGUUUUAGAUUUACUUGCACUCAAUUUACCACCGGAAAAAUUAAUUCCUCAAUUGCUGCAUUACAUUGAACCUAGUCUUCAAGGAACAGAUGUAUAUGCGAAAAAAGCAUCGUAUCUUGCAAUGGCUGUAUUAGCAGAAGGUUGUUCGGAAUACAUCCGCACUAAAUACCUUGAAUCUUUCUUGCGUUGUACCUGUCAGGGAAUCACCGAUUCUGUUCCUGUGGUGCGCAAUGCUGCUCUCUUUGCCCUUGGGCAGUUUUCCGAACAUUUGCAACCAGACAUUUCAAAAUACUCUUCAGAAUUACUACCUGUGUUAUUUGAAUACCUUGGUCAAAUCUGUGCUCACAUUAAACAAGAGAAAAAGGCGCCACCAUCAGUCGGUCGCAUGUUUUAUGCGUUAGACAUGUUUUGUGAGAAUUUGAAUGAAAGUCUUUUACCAUAUUUACCAACAUUAAUGGAAAGACUUUUUGAAAUUUUAAAUUCUGACACUCCAAUUCACGUUAAAGAACUUUCGCUGAGCGCCAUUGGUUCAGCAGCCUUAGCUAGUAAAGAGCAAAUGUUGCCAUACUUUGAAAGGGUUCUUUCCAUUUUGAACAGUUAUCUUUCGGAACAACAAACAGAGGAAACCAUAUGUCUUCAAGUACAAGCAGUUGAUACACUCGGGGUUCUUGCAAGAACAAUUGGUAAUGAAAAUUUUGCUCCUUUGGCCGAUAAAUCCCUUAAUUUUGGGAUUAGUUUAUUAAAGGAAACACAAGAUCCAGAUUUAAAAAAAUCCAUUUACGGUCUGUUUGCGUCAAUUAGUACCAUAUUGAAGAAAGAUAUGGCAUCCGCUUUGCCGGAAAUUAUUGAGUAUAUGAUAUUAAGUAUAAAAAGCUCAGAAGGCAUUGUGCCACACUAUAAAGAAGACGAGAGUUCUGCUCUUCCAGUUUAUGACGACAUUAACGAAAGUGAAAAUGAAAGCGAAGAAGACAUUGAAAACACGGAUAAUGAAGAUGAUGACGAUGACGCAGUAGGUUACAGUGUUGAAAAUGUAUACAUUGAUGAAAAGGAGGAAGCAAUUUUAGCUUUAAAGGAAAUUGCGGAGCAGACAGAAGAAGCGUUUUUACCAUAUCUUCAAAGAUCUUUCGAGGAAACAUUCAAAUUGUCCAAUUAUCCUCAAGAAGAUAUUCGUAAAGCUGCUAUUGAUGGACUUUUACAGUUUUGCAUUAAUUUCUCAAAAAUUAAUACCAACGAAGGAAAAGAAGCUUUGUUGAAAGCUCUCUCCGUAUACAUACCAAAAUUAUCAGAAUUAAUACGAUUAGACGAUGAACGAAGUGUAGCGAUUAGUGGUUUGGACGCUUACGCCGAACUUCUAAAAGAAAUAAAGACCGAUGUUUUUAUAGGAGAGGGACACAAAGAAGCUAUAAUGAAUUGUAUCCUGGAUGUUAUGUUAGGCAAGACAGAAUGCCAGGAUCAAGAGGAAGCGGAUGAAGUAGAGGCCGAAGCUGAACAAGAUGAAUUAUUAGUUGAAUGCGCUGGUGACGUACUGACCAAUCUAGGAAAAGUAAUCCCUCCAGAAGAAUUCGCCAUUUUCUUCCAAAAUGUGCUACCUAAACUUUUAGACAGAUUAAAAAAGAACAAAUCAGAAGCGCAAAGAUCAUUCGCUGUGGGGACCAUUUCAGAAUGUUUCUCGGGACUUAAACAUACUGCCAACGUUACUCAACUUCUUCCCAUAUUACUGAGACUCACGGCUGAUCCAAGUGAUGAGGUCCGCAAUAAUGCCAUUUAUGGAAUUGGUGAACUUGCGUUGCACGCUAAAGACUCUGUAUUUCCGUUUUACUCCGACAUUUUAUCGGUUCUCUCCAACGCUCUUAGCAAAGAGACUCAUGCAGGAGCUCGUGAUAAUAUCGUCGGCGCGAUUGCACGACUCAUCAUCACCAAUUGUUGGAAUUUGCCUCUGGACCAAAUAUUCCCAGUUUUUGUGGAGCAGUUGCCGUUGAAGGAAGAUUUCGAGGAAAAUAAGGCAGUUUUUAGAAGCGUAUUGACGCUGUAUCAGGCGGGCCAUUCCAUUUUAAAACCACACAUGCGUAUGUUGUUGAAAGUGGCGUUCAAUGUAUUAUACGAGGGAAAAGCUACUGAUGAUGAAGCGAAGCGUUUCGUAAGGGAUUUCAUUCAUUCUGUGCAACGAGACUUUCCAAAUGAAUGGAGUUCCAUAUCCACCGAAUUUUCCGAACAGGUGUUUGAUGAUGUUCAACAGAUAUAUCGAAACAUAUGAGAAUAUAAACCUAUGACAGAAAAAAUUAUUAUUAAUUAUUCCGGAUUAGAUGAGACAUGCAGACUGAUAUGUGAAAAUAUUUUCGUCGCGAAAUAUAACUCGUUUUUCUAUUAAGUUAUACAUAUCGUAACUGAGGUUUCUCGCGUCAGUUGUGCUAGUUCACAAUCUUUUAUAUAUAUAUCCUCUGUUUAAUACUGUUCACGAAAGCAUAGUAUUGGACUUUCAAUAAGUGUAAUUAAUCGAAUAAACGAUGGAAUAGUGACGUUUUAUUACAUUCGAAUCUUCUAGCUUGUAAAUGUACGUAAUAAGAUUUCACAGACACAAAAACUGCAUUUCUUAUAUGGAGAUAUAUAUAUAUAUACACUGAUUGGGCUGUUGAUAUUAAAU